This is a messenger RNA of Jatropha curcas, 2462 nucleotides long. RefSeq names its product dentin sialophosphoprotein-like protein. The record is from RefSeq and is a predicted model, not a curated record. NCBI's taxonomy places the organism in Eukaryota, Viridiplantae, Streptophyta, Magnoliopsida, Malpighiales, Euphorbiaceae.
CCUGUGAUGUGAUAAUUUGACUAUUCGACUUCGUAAUUCGUUCCUGCAAAAUUCAUCAAUAAUCAAUAAGCAAUAUCACAAAACGUCUAAAUUGAACCUGUGUUCUUUCUCUUCUGCACAGGACAUAACUUACAGUACAUUUUCCAUGGCUGAUUCUGAUGGAUCCGAUCGCAACCCCAACGAGGACAACAUCUCCUUUUCUUAUUUUCGAAAAACAGUUAAAAACAGUGUUUUCUCUACUUUCUCAAUUCAAUUCCUUUCUUCUAUUUCAGUCUAAAUUCGCUUACUCUCUUAAUUUUUCGGAGGAAAAGGUGACAUUGCGCGAUUGGUGGUUGAUAAAACCCGAUGACGAUUUCGAAGGGAAGAGACUUGCUGUUGCUGGCUCCGCUUAUGGAAAGGAAAAAGCAGGUCGUGUGUUUCGUACUGCACCCAUUACCAAAAGAUAUGAUGUGUCUACUCUUGAAACAGCUGAUGGGAUAGUUGUCAUUCUUCAAGGGUUCAUUAAUAGGCCACGCACUAUUGAAAAUGGGUUUCCCUCCGAGGUUUUCAAAUAUUUCUUGUUUGGCUUUCCUCCACAUUGGGAAGAAUAUGCUGAGAAUUGCUUUGAAGAAGCUGUUAAUUGUGUUGCAGGUGUUACAGACCCAAAAAAAGUUACAUCAAUUUCAAGUCCUAGUAAAUGCAGUGACAUCAGAGAAGAUGAAUAUCAUAUCAAGGUUACAGAGGAGAAUUCCAGUGGUGUGUCUGAGAAGUUUGCUGCUGAUGCUUCAAAAGCAGGUCCAAAAGAAAACAUUGUUGAUAAUGUGGAGUGUGAUGCCUCAAAGAACCUUUCACCAUCAUCAUGUUGUCUUAUAGAUGAUGCUAGUUUGAUGAAGGAUAACGUAACAGAAGCAAGAAGUCCGAGCUUUCACACAGUAGAAUCUUCUAAAAAGAGAGAUGAUUUAGAAAGCGGUAAGAAAUGCAAGCAUAGUUUCAUUAGGAAGUCAAAGAAUAGUGUAUCAGCUACUUUAGAAAGUAUCAUUCUUGAGAAUGAUGAAUCAAAAGAAUGUCAAGUAUCCAACAGUGCUUAUAUGAACAAUCUUGGUGUAUCCAGCUUUGACAAGACAGUAACAAUUGGAGCUGAAGGUGUGGUCUUGGCUGUCUCCAAUAAGCCAAAGAGUAAAAAGAAGAAGGAAAAUCAAAAUGAACGAACCAAAUAUAGGUUACGAAGUGCAAUGAGAAAUAUCUCGAUUGAUUCUUUGCCUCAAGGACAUGAGGCCAUAUCAGGACUUGUUAAUGAUGAAGUAAUAUGUCAAGAGUUGUUUGCAUCACCAACUAUUGGAGAUUCUAGCAUUUUAAAUCAACCUUCGUGUAAUCCUGAGGAUGCUACAAUGUUUUCUGCUGUGCAGACUGUUGCAGUGCUGGAUGAUUUUACCCCACCUAUGAUAGAAAGUGAACUGGUGGUUGCUAUUCCUAUUACUUCUUCACAUCCACAAUGUAUUAGAGGCCUGGCAGAUUUGAAAGAUAAUCAGAAGCAGAAGGCUGUGCCUGGGUGCUCAAUGAAGCACAAAAACAAAGAAGUUAUGUCAGAGGUUGAGGACCUAGAUGGAAAGAAACUGGAGAAAUGUUCACAUCCUACUCUGCAGGCAGAAGAGGCCAGACCAAAUGAGACACCAAAAGCUCUAGGAAGGUUCAGAAAUUUGUCUAAGAAUUCGAGAAUGAAAGAGAAAAAUGAACAAAUAUCUACCAAGGAAGAAGGUUCAACCAUGAAGAAAGCUAGAAGAAAGAUUACUUUUGAUAGACUUGUAAGUCCACUUACUAGGAAAAGCAAAGAGAAAACAUGUAUUCUCUCUCCAGAAUACUUAAAUCUUAAAAGAUCAAGAUCAGGAAGACUGCUUUUACCUUCCCUAGAUUUCUGGCGCAACCAAAUACCAAUUUAUGAUUCGAAACGUAGUAUCACUGGAAUUCAGGAAGAAAAAAAAUUAUCUGGAGGGAGUAAAUCUGAGCCUCACAAGAAGCAAAAGAGAAGGUAAUUCACCGAGUUCUAUUGACAAAAAUGAGCAUAGGGAUAUGCAUGGAUGCCAUACUUCUGGUCACAGCCGCAUGAAAUUCAUAAUGAAGAAAGGAAGAUAGGAGCUGGGGGAUGGGCAAAUGUAUGUACAUAGGAAUGAUCUAGUAUGUAUUGUUGUAUAUAGUGAGCUUUCCAGACUGUUUCUUUUGAAAUUCAUAUCCUUUAUAGCGUUCAAUGUGGCUUUAAUGGAUAUGCUCUUCGUUCUUCAGCACAGAACUUGUGGUUAGCGCCAUGAGAGAAGUUUAACAGUGAUCAUGAUUUAUCUCAAAUUUCUAGCCUUUUGUCCAGAAAAAAUCCAUCAGGCACAUCUGUAUAUGAGAUGCUAUCUUUUGUUAGAAAGAAAAAAAGGUUAUUCCUCUGUAAUUUCCUUCUGGUAAUAUUGGCAAUAAUGAGAUUAGAGUUUUGCAUUGGUUUA